AUGACGACCGUCAAGGGAUUAACAUUUGCGCCAAUCGCACAAGAAACUCGACGCAAUGACGAGUUGUCGACCGAAAAUCGACCUAUCACUCCUGCCAGACGUUUCUCCGAAAUUGCCAUCAACGCCUACAGGCAAAACCGGAAGCGGCCCAACACUCUGGACAAUAUCGACGAGCGCCCAAGCCAAAGUAACAACAACUAUAACCAAAAGACUGUUCGCUUUGAAAACAAUUUUGACAGUUCAGAGGAUGGACAUUCGGACAGAGGGAGCCACCCGCCGAAUGGAAAUACGAAGAACAGUGCGAUUGAAAUCUUUGUUUUGGAUGAUGCGAAGGUUGACUCGGAGAGCACAGAGACCAGGACAGAAUUUGGCAGUGGGAACAUUAAAGAACACAAAGCUUUGGAUGAAGUCACUGAUGAAGAGUGGUUGAAAUGGGCAGAAGCGCAGUUCUAUGAAAUCGCCAAGGGAAAAGAAGGAAUUGACAAAAAAUCGUUCAAACAAGCUCUGCGGGUCAAAGAGUCCUUUUUUGCCGAUAGAUUCUUCGACAUCUUUGACAAGGACGGAAGCGGCUUUAUUGACCCUGGGGAACUAAUGGACGGAUUACACUUGUUAACAAAGGAAAAUACAACUGACAAACUCGCCUUUCUCUUUGAUGUCUACGAUCAGGAUGGAAGUGGUUACAUAGACAUGGAGGAGUUGCGAACUGUCAUACAGUCGUGUACUGUUGAGAGUUCCAUCACGUUCGGGGAAGAGGAGCUCGAUAUGUUGACAGAAGCGCUCUUCAACAACGCAACAGGAAAAAAGAGCACGAAUAUCUCCUUUGAAGAGUUCCAAGGCGAAAUAGAAAAACACCCGAUUGUCUUGGAAAAUUUAACACUUGGCGCUGCCCAGUGGUUAAGACCUCCAAAAAAGAAUUCUUGUUCCGGACGUCACAGAUAUUUCACUGGCAGAUAUCUAUUGAAUAACUUGCGGAAGAUUAUUUUUAUUGUUCUGUAUUUCGUCGCCAAUAUCAUUUGUUUUAUCGUCGGCUGUUGGAACUACAGAACAUCAAACGGGUUCAUAAUCGCCGCGCGAGGAGGUGGUCUCGUCCUCAACUUCAACUGUAUGUUCAUCCUGGUGCUCAUGUUACGGAAGUGCAUCACGUGGUUACGGACCACGCCCAUCCGCUCCCUGUUGCCCCUGGACCAACACAUCAUGAUACACAAGCUCGUGGGUCUGGUCAUUCUCGGCAUGUCUGUCUGGCACACGGCUGGGCACAUCGGCAACGCAGGUAACUACAUCUUGCUAGUAUCAGCAGACUUCAAUCUAACUGUUCUCCAGUUCGUCUUCACGACGAAAGCCAAUAUUGGAUGGAUAUCUGGGUCAGCUCCCCUGACCGGGAUCAUCUUGAUGGUCAUUCUCGUGGUCAUGUGCGUCUUCUCCAUGCCGUUCGUCAGGCGAUCUGGACACUUUCAGAUUUUCUACUGGACGCACCUCCUGUAUGUCCCGUUCUGGAUCCUCCUCAUCCUCCAUUGCCCUCAUUUCUGGUUCUGGUUCAUUGCCCCCGGAGUCAUCUUCCUAGUGGAGAAGAUAUCCAGGUCAAAGUUCAUCAAGAAGAUGCGCUAUGGUCAAACGUUCAUCACAGAGGUCAAUCUGUUGCCCUCUAAGGUGACCCACCUUGUGAUAACCAAGCCCGCCAACAUGACGUACCAGCCUGGAGACUACAUCUUUCUUCAGAUUCCCGAACUCGCCGCACACGAGUGGCAUCCCUUUACCAUCAGCAGCUCCCCCGAGCUGGAAGAUGUUUUCUGGGUACACGUGCGAUCCGCGGGCCACUGGACUAACACACUGUACGAGUAUUUCAACAAGUACAAACCUCCAAGGAAACGAUGGGAAGAAUGCUGCAACAGUGGAUACAAGAAAGACACAGAUAUUACGCUAAACAAAGGACGCCAACAAUUGCAGCCAGACUUCACCGUUUCAUUCAAGAAAAAGGGUCCUCGCAAAUUUAAGUCACGGAAAUCAACGUACGGGAGAAAGACAGACCCACACAAAGAGGUCUACAUAAAGGUCUAUGUUGAUGGUCCCUAUGGAACCUCCUCCAGAGAGCUGUUCCAGACGGAACACGCGGUGUUGGUGGCGUCUGGGAUCGGAGUCACCCCGUACGCCUCGGUACUACAGAGCAUCAUGUAUCGGUUUCUAGCAUCUAAGAGGACGUGUCCAAACUGCGAGUUCUCGUGGUGCAGUGAACUCCCUGCCACCAUCAUGAAGUUGAAGAAGGUUGACUUCAUCUGGAUCAACCGAGAUCAGAAAUCGUUCGAGUGGUUUGUGUCUUUGCUGACCCAACUUGAGAUAGAACAGCGCCAGACCGGAUCGCUCGAAAACAUCCUCGAUAUGCACCUCUACAUGACGUCAGCACUGAACUGCACGGACAUGAAGGGAAUCGGACUCCAGAUGGCGCUCGAUCUCAUCCACCAGGAAAAACAAAUUGAUCUGAUAACUGGGCUGAGGACUCGGACCAAUCCUGGAAGACCAAACUGGAAUGAGAUUUUCACCAAGCUAUCUAAACAGAACAAAGGCAAGAUCAAGGUUUUCUUCUGUGGCUCCCCCGUCCUAGCAAAGCAACUUAAAGCACAUUGUCAGGAUUUUGGAUUUUCGUUUUGCAAAGAGAAUUUCUAAACUGACUUCAACAACAGCCCUACUUACAUGUGUGUGUAUCUUACAUAACAUGAGGGGGAGGAUUUAGAAUA
Molecule: messenger RNA, 2729 nt
Organism: Gigantopelta aegis
Lineage: Eukaryota; Metazoa; Mollusca; Gastropoda; Neomphalida; Peltospiridae
Product: NADPH oxidase 5-like
Exons: 15
Coding region: 1-2658 (885 amino acids)
Biological process (GO): defense response; superoxide anion generation
Cellular component (GO): plasma membrane; NADPH oxidase complex
Molecular function (GO): calcium ion binding; superoxide-generating NAD(P)H oxidase activity
Source: RefSeq, a predicted model, not a curated record